Molecule: messenger RNA, 570 nt
Organism: Fonsecaea monophora
Lineage: Eukaryota; Fungi; Ascomycota; Eurotiomycetes; Chaetothyriales; Herpotrichiellaceae
Exons: 1
Coding region: 1-570 (189 amino acids)
Biological process (GO): microtubule-based movement
Cellular component (GO): cytoplasmic dynein complex; cytoplasm
Molecular function (GO): dynein intermediate chain binding
Source: RefSeq, a predicted model, not a curated record
AUGCUGCGAGGUCUGACGGAGAGACCAAACGUACAGUCUACAUUGAUCCUUUCUCGAAGAGAUGGUUCUAUCAUAAGAGUUACGGGAAUCGCCUCUCCAGCAAGCGAGGGAAGGCCUGCGGCUUCUGCGACAGCGUACCAAUGGCCGCAGAAAGAAGAGUCACGGCGUGGCACAGAUGCGUCAGAGAAGGAGCAAUCCUCUACUGCCCAUGAAACAGAUGAUACUUCAGAGGUCCAAUAUAUUGAGAAACCAGUGGAGCGAUUGGCUUCAUCCAUCUUCCAAUUUGUGAACAAUGCCAAUGCAAUGGGUGCAACACUGGCCGCAGCUUCUCGCAAUGCGGCACGUCCAGACGGAACGUACCCCGGAGCGGCCUAUGGCGAAGCCAAAACUGUCAAGAAUAAAGAGCGAAACACUGAAGAGGAUGCGGAAAAUGGAGACACUGAGGACGAGGUCCAGUUGCUCAGGCUGCGCACAAAACACCAGGAAAUCAUCAUUUUCCCAGACCCCAACUACAUCUGCUGCGUUGUUCAAAGGAUCGGCAAGACUGCAACUGGUCAUGACAGGAGAUAG